This is a messenger RNA of Geosmithia morbida, 1782 nucleotides long. RefSeq names its product GPI-anchor transamidase subunit GAA1. Gene Ontology annotation, cellular component: GPI-anchor transamidase complex; membrane. The transcript is spliced from 4 exons. Gene Ontology annotation, biological process: attachment of GPI anchor to protein. The record is from RefSeq and is a predicted model, not a curated record. Lineage: Eukaryota; Fungi; Ascomycota; Sordariomycetes; Hypocreales; Bionectriaceae. Bases 1 to 1782 code for a protein of 593 amino acids.
AUGUCAUUGCGACGCGACCCGCGCAUCCUCAAGCUCCCGCCUUACCUGUCCUUCCUGUGUGUCGUCGUAGGUGUCAUCUGGCUCCUCGUUCUACCGCUCGACGACUUCUCCCGCCGAACAUAUAUCUCGGAGAACGCCUUACUUCCAGGACAAGUCCAUACUUACUUUGGAGGGACCGAACACAACGUCUUGCGAGCUUACCGGCAUGAGGUCAACGCCUUGGUGGACAAGGACAACUACGAGAUCAAUGACAAGCUCGAAGAGGUACUCAAGGGUCUCGGCGUCAAGGUCGGUCGGCAAAGCUACGCGUACCGAGCGGGUGGCAACGAAUACCGCGGCGAGAAUGUAUAUGGAAUUCUACAAGCCCCCCGUGGUGACGCCACUGAGGCCAUGGUACUUGUGGCAGCCUGGAAGAGCAUUGAUGGCGAUCUGAACCGCAACGGUGUCUCCUUGGCUUUGACUCUAGCCCGCUAUUUCAAGCGAUGGUCCCUUUGGUCCAAGGAUAUCAUUAUACUUUUCCCUCCGGAUAGCCAGACAGGCACGCAAGCCUGGGUCGACGCCUAUCACGAUGCCCAUGACCCUAACCAGGUUGCGCCUCUACCUUUGAAAUCGGGCGCUCUGCAGGGCGCCCUCGCCAUCGACUAUGCUCAGGAAAGACGCUUCCAGUACAUGCAUGUCAUCUAUGACGGCGCAAAUGGUCAGCUCCCCAACCUCGAUCUCAUCAACUCCAUCAUCAACAUCGCAGGCGGCCAGAUGGGCAUCAAUAGCUACAUUCAAGGCAUGCGCCACCACACAGGAAACUACAAGCACCGCCUAUGGACCCUGCUUCGUGGAAUGUUCAGUCAGAGUCUGGGAAAUUCCGCUGGUCCUCACAGCAGCUUCAUCCCGUAUCACGUCGAUGCGGUCACCCUUCAGCCCUCCGGCAGGGGUUUCCACGACGAAAUGGCCAUGGGGAGGGUUGUAGAAGGCACAUUCCGAAGCCUCAAUAACCUGCUGGAGCAUCUCCACCAGAGCUUCUUCUUUUAUCUAUUGGUACAAAGAGACCGCUUUGUGAGUAUCGGAACGUACCUUCCAAGUGCCAUGCUCCUGGCUGCAAACUUCACUAUCAUGGCCAUCUUCCUGUGGACGAAGAGUGGACAGCUUCCCAUAACCUCCGAAUCUAGCGGGGAGAGCCCCGGGAUCUCCAGCAAGGGAAAGGCUCGAGAUGCAGAUACAUCCGUCGUAGGUGAGAGAGAUCUCGUUCUUCCACUUGGAAUCGUCGCAGCUUGCCACUCUCUUGCUGCUAUUCCCGUCUACUUAUUCAACCACCUCCCUCUCGAGAUCCUCCCCGCUUCGUUUGCGGCCUUCUCGGCUCUAUCAGCCGCCGUGCCGCUCAUCAUAUCAUAUCUCAUCCUGCCACGUUAUAAGCCGACAGUCCAGCACUCACAGCUUACCAAGUCAUGCUCUCUGCUCACCCUCGGCAUGGGCCUGUCUACACUUGCCACGCUCAACUUUUCGUUGGCCUUCGUUGUCGGCCUCCUGGCUACUCCGCUCACAUUUGUCAAGCCUACCAAGAGCCAGCCCGUUAAACUGGCCACUGCUGCUUUACUGAAUCUCGUGGCGCCGCCAGUCGUUAUAUACGCUGUUACUACGAUAUUCGGGGCGGAUGUUGCGUAUAUACUAAGAGAGGCUAGCUUUGGUUGGAACGUCUGGGGCUUGUACACUCCGGUUGCCGUGUGGGCUCUUUGGUGGCCCGCGUGGACUAUCGGCAUGGUCAAUGUUUUAGGUCUAGUACCUGAGUGA